AUGGAGGAGCAACCAGACUUGGCCAUCUCGGUUGAUCUGGGAACCACCUUUACAGGUGUUGCCUGGAUGAGGCGAGGAGCUCCCGUCCAGAUCGUCAGCGACUGGCCCGGUAGCGACGACCGAGGUGACCGCAAGGUUCCAACGACGCUGAUAUACAACGCCGACGGGAGCAUAUCUUCCUGGGGCUUCAUGUGCGCCGACGACGACGACACUUCGCCGACCAAGACACGUCGCGACUUCUUCAAGAUCUUCCUCGAUCCGGAUAUGCUCGCUGGCGCUCAGCAGCAGGGCCUGUCCAACGCGCCUCGCAGCGUCGACGAAGCUCGUCAAUUCGUCAGCGACUACCUUCGAAAGGUAUACUCUCAUCUCAAAGACAGCAUUGAGAUGCGAAUGGGUAUCAAACAUGUUGGCGGUUGGAAGUCAAUGGCUGUGACAUUUCUGUUCAGUGUCCCGACCACUUGGACGAGCAUGGCCAUCGCCAAUGUCUUCAAGGGCGCCAUCCACGACGCCGGCUUCGGUAUCGAAGGCCCGCGACACUCGGCUCUUGUAGAUCUCACAGAAUCCGAAGCCGCAGCCGUUGCGACUCUCAAGGCCGGCGCCAUCGACCUCAAAAUAAACAACAUCUUCCUAACCGUAGACGCAGGUGGUGGAACAACAGACUUGGCCCUCAUGCGCGUCACUUCGACAGAUGCCAGCUUCCCGCAAAUGUCCCCAGUUGCUGCUGUCAGUGGUGUAGGUCUCAGCGGCUGGCUACAAACCCAGACUUCAAACUACCCAUCGACUUUCCGGCACGGAUGGCGCGAAGCCCUGGCUUCAAGAGUGUCAAGCACAAGUUUGGCGAGCGAGUGUAUAUGCAGCAAGUAUACAGGAUACUCAUGGAAGGUGUGGGAUACGACACAAGAAAUCCAGGCCCUGUUUGACGUCCAAAUAGAAGCCAUCACCAGGCGGAUAAGAGACCGGCUCGACUGGCUUGCAGAAAAGGGGCAUAGGGAACAAGUGGAGUAUAUCAUCCUCUCGGGAGGCCUAGGGAGCUCGGCAUACGUACGCGAGAUGCUUCAGCAGCAUCUAACAAGUCUCCAACACCCGAACGCUCGCAACAUUGUUGUAAUUCCCUCACAAGAGCCACAACUCGUCGUCGCCCGCGGCGUUCUAGAGAACAAGAGGCAGAUGAUGGAGUCAGGAAACAAGUCGGUCCUCACAGAUUGGAUUGCCCGCGCAAGUUACGGCGUCAUAGUCCAAGAGGUGUACUCGCCAGCCAAGCACUUUGACGAGGACGUCCGGGUAGAUCCAUUCGAAGCGGGCAAGAAGUGGGCAACGAAUCAGAUCCAGUGGUUGAUCAAGAAGGGGGACAAAGUCAGUCCUGAUGCUCCCAUAGUCCACAGCUUCGAGAUCAGGUUGAAGGAGGGAGAUACGACAAGAGCCUGGGACGCCGAGAUCGUUGUCUCCAACAACGAAUCAGACUGGCUGCCACGAAGCCUCAGGCAAGCCGGUGCAAUGAAGCUCUGCUCAGUAAAGAGUAACCUCGCCGGUAUUCAACAGCACCAGCUCGUUCUCAAGGAGAAGCGAGGAACUUGCUUCCGUCGUGGUGUCAAGUUCUACAUCUGCCGUUUCGACGUCCGUGUCAUCGUAGCCCCAGCAGAUCUCAGGUUCGAGCUAUGGUUUGGCGGUACAAAGUUCUCAGGCAAUCAUCAGCCCAUCGCUGUCCAGUGGAACGCUGCAGGGGAGCAAAUGUCGAGCAGUUGA
Messenger RNA from Fusarium vanettenii 77-13-4, 1743 nucleotides. RefSeq lists its product as uncharacterized. The transcript is spliced from 7 exons. Lineage: Eukaryota; Fungi; Ascomycota; Sordariomycetes; Hypocreales; Nectriaceae. The record is from RefSeq and is a predicted model, not a curated record. Bases 1 to 1743 code for a protein of 580 amino acids.